Molecule: messenger RNA, 2226 nt
Organism: Heteronotia binoei (common prickly gecko)
Lineage: Eukaryota; Metazoa; Chordata; Lepidosauria; Squamata; Gekkonidae
Gene: RTN4RL2
Product: reticulon 4 receptor like 2
Exons: 2
Coding region: 78-1274 (398 amino acids)
Cellular component (GO): plasma membrane
Molecular function (GO): protein binding
Source: RefSeq, a predicted model, not a curated record
CUUGUUCUUUCCUUGCAGGCUUGGCUCCAAUACUCCUGGUUCUGUUGGCCUUGCCCCUGCAAGCUUCCACUUGUCCAAUGCUCUGCACCUGCUAUAUUUCUCCACCCACAGUCAGCUGCCAGGCCAAUAACUUCUCCUCUGUGCCGCAAGUUCUGCCAUCCAAUGCUCAGCGCCUCUUUCUGCAAAACAAUCUGAUUGGGACUCUGCGAGCUGGCAUGUUUGGGCCCAGCCUUGUCACCCUCUGGCUUUAUUCUAACAAUAUCUCCUCCAUCCGGUCUGGCACCUUCCGCCAUCUGCAGGCACUUGAAGAACUGGAUCUCGGGGACAAUCGCAAUUUGCGCACCCUUGACCCAGAUACUUUCCAUGGACUGGAACGACUGCAGUCUCUGCACCUGUACCGUUGUCAGCUUAGCAGCCUACCAAAUACCAUAUUCCACAACCUCUUCAGCCUCCAGUACCUCUACCUUCAAGAGAAUAAUCUGCUUUGCCUGCAGGAUGACCUUUUUGUGGACUUGGCUAACCUAAGCCACCUUUUCCUGCAUGGCAACAAGAUUUGGCAGCUCUCAGAGAACGUCUUCCGGGGCCUGUCUGGAUUAGACCGCUUGUUGCUACACAGGAAUCGCCUGCACACAAUUCCUACCUGGGCUUUUCGUGAUUUGCGCAAGCUUACCAUUCUGUACUUGUUUAACAACAGUCUGACAACCCUGUCUGAGGAAACACUCUCAAACUUGCCCUCACUGGAGUUCCUGCGCCUCAACAGCAACCCAUGGGCCUGUGACUGCCGUGCCCGCUCCCUCUGGGCCUGGUUCCAGCACACACGUGUCUCCAUCUCGGAUGUCAUAUGUGUAUCUCCUGCAGAGCGCAAGGGACAUGACAUGCGUUUCCUAAAAGAAUCUGUCUUUCAGGACUGUCCUCCAACCAAUCACCACUCUGUUGGGUUUGACUGGGGUUGUAGGCCUGAGUGGGAGAAUGGAGCAAUUCAUCCGCAUCAGAAUGGCUCAUCCAAUCACCUGUACGGCCUGGGGGGGUCACCACCUGCUGACCCCUCCUCCUUCUACAGAGAUGUGCCAGCCAAUGACAUUCGAAGCCCCAAGUAUGAUCCACCUACAGAGGAUGACUACUGGGGGACCUUCGGCAGUGAAGAAGGAGAACAGCUUAAAAAGGGGUGUUCAGGACCUGCUUGUUCCUCUCUGGACUCCGGAGCGAUCAGGAUUGGCUUUCUGUCACUUCCUCUUCUCUGCCUACUGAUACUAUUGGGACCUUCCUGGUUUUGACUACAGAGGGUGGCUGCUCCGCUGAAUGGCUUUGGGAACUGAGACCAAGGCAUAAGUCAGGACAGAUUCUCACCUUGCACUUUGCUGAGGCCAAAGUGAUAAACCUUGACCCUGUCACAAGGGCAAAGGGUCUAUUGCUGCUGCUGUUUUACUGGCCUGUUAGGAGACUAAUGCUAGAGCCACUUUCAGGGUGGUAUCUGAACAUAUUUUUUUCUGAACAUAUGGCAAGAACAUUCCUUUUUAUUUUGGUGGGGUGGGACAAGUAUGGCAUCUUGGGAAAAUUAUGCUCACUAAAUGCUAUUGCUUAAUGGGGCUGCUAUGGGUAUUCUGUGUUUCCUAUGUCCUGGCCAGCAUCUCCUAGUUAAACCCAGGAUGAGCUGGGAUCUCUUCCGUGCAUGAUAGGAAAGUGCAGAAUGGAUAACAGCAUCUGAUUCUCAGAGCUUCAGUCCUCUCUGCUAUCUCUUGCCAUGCACGCAAGGGCCUGCUUUAUUCAAUGGGAUUGGAUCCUUCAGCUAAAGAGAGAACUGUCCCCUUCCAGAAGUGGGGCAGACUAUCAGGCCCUUGGGUCCUUAUCACCACUGACUUCUUCCCAGUGUGUGAUGAAGACAUGUUCAUAUGAAUAGAUGAAGUGCUAGUUUACUAAGCACAAAGCUUAUCACAAGGUAACUUAGCCUUCCUUCCCAGAGACUGUGUCCAGAUAAUGCUGCUGAAGUUAUGUUGGUGAUGGCCAUUCCGUAUGUCCAAGUCUAUGUAGAGUGGUUGCAACUGUCGCAUGAUAAACAUGCGAGUUGGCUUUUGGUCAUAACAUCUGGUCUUCUGGGGGGGGGCGCUGGGGGCAUGUUCCGUUCCCUUCCUGCCUCUGUCUCUUCUUUUAAAAGGCAAAAAAAAAAAAAUCAUUGGAAAGAUAUUAAACUAUUUUAAUAUGGUUUGAUGGACUUGUUCACUUAAGGAA